Messenger RNA from Phodopus roborovskii (desert hamster), 4756 nucleotides. It is a transcript of the gene Cntnap4, whose product is annotated as contactin associated protein family member 4. The coding region runs from base 127 to 4059 and encodes 1310 amino acids. NCBI's taxonomy places the organism in Eukaryota, Metazoa, Chordata, Mammalia, Rodentia, Cricetidae. The record is from RefSeq and is a predicted model, not a curated record. The transcript is spliced from 24 exons.
AGGGAGGAAAGAGAGAGCCAGAGAGCUGGAGACACUGAAGACUCAGUGCUGGGUGAAGGACCGAGGAGAACCUGUCUCCAGCGCGCCCUGAGAGCCACUCGAGAUCUUUCGGGGAGCUCAAAAAUUAUGAAUAUGGGAUCUGUCACUGGAGCUGUCCUCAAGACGUUACUUCUGUUGUCUACUCACAACUGGAACAGAGUGGAAGCCGGGAAUUCGUAUGACUGUGAUGAGCCCCUGGUGUCUGCCUUGCCUCCGGCAUCCUUCAGCAGUUCUUCUGAGCUCUCCAGCAGUCAUGGUCCUGGAUUCGCAAGGCUGAAUCGAAGAGAUGGAGCUGGUGGUUGGUCUCCACUAGUGUCCAACAAAUACCAGUGGCUGCAGAUUGACCUUGGAGAGAGGAUGGAGGUCACGUCUGUGGCCACCCAAGGUGGAUAUGGGAGCUCCAACUGGGUGACCAGCUAUCUCCUGAUGUUCAGUGACAGCGGAAGGAACUGGAAACAAUACAGACAAGAAGACAGCAUCUGGGGUUUUGCCGGAAAUUCGAACGCAGACAGCGUUGUGUACUAUAGACUCCAGCCUUCAAUCAAAGCCAGGUUUCUGCGCUUCAUCCCUCUAGAAUGGAACCCCAAGGGCAGAAUCGGAAUGCGGAUUGAGGUGUUCGGGUGUACAUACCGGUCAGUGGUGAUUGAUCUUGAUGGAAAAAGUUCCCUUCUCUACAGAUUUGAUCAAAAUUCCUUGAGUCCAAUCAGAGAUAUUAUUUCUUUGAAAUUUAAAACUAUGGAGAGUGAUGGGAUCCUACUGCACAGGGCAGGGCCUACUGGAGAUCAUAUCAUAUUGGAGUUAAGAAGAGGAAAACUAUUCUUACUUAUCAAUUCAGGAGAAGCUAGACUGAUGUCUAGUUCCACCCUGAUCAACCUCACCUUGGGCAGCCUGCUGGAUGAUCAGCAUUGGCAUUCUGUGCUCAUCCAGAGACUGGGCAAACAGGUCAACUUUACAGUGGACGAGCACCGACGUCACUUCCAUGCCCAGGGAGAAUUCAAUUACCUGGAUCUUGAUUAUGAGAUCAGCUUUGGAGGGAUCUCAGCACCUGCAAAAUCAGUGUCAUUGCUGUAUAAACAUUUUCAUGGAUGUUUGGAGAACCUCUAUUAUAAUGGUGUGGACAUCAUUGGCUUGGCCAAACAACACAGCCCUCAGAUCAUUGCCAUGGGAAAUACAUCGUUUUCUUGCUCACAACCACAGUCUGUGCCUCUGACUUUCCUGAGCACCAGGAGUUACUUGGUACUCUCAGCAUCUUCCAAAGAGGAAGCCGUCUCAGUCAGUUUUCAAUUCCGAACCUGGAAUAAGGCGGGGCUUCUGCUCUUCUGUGAACUGCAAUUGGUUUCAGGUGGUCUUCUCCUCUUGCUCAGCGAUGGGAAACUUAAACUGAAUCUCCACCAACCAGGAAAGUCACCCAAUGACAUCACAGCAGGUGCUGGCUUAGAUGAUGGUCAGUGGCACUCUGUCUCCUUGUCUGCUAAAAGGAAUCACCUGAGUGUGGCCGUGGAUGGCCAUAUCACCCCUGCUUCUCCGUGGCUGGGGCCUGAGCAGGUUAAUCCAGGAGGCACCUUUUAUUUUGGAGGUUGUCCAGACAAAAGCUUUGGAUCCCAGUGUAAGAGCCCACUAGGUGGAUUUCAAGGCUGUAUGAGACUCAUAUCUAUCAACAACAAAAUGGUAGAUCUGAUAGCUGUCCAGCAGGGGUCCCUUGGCAACUUCAGUGACCUUCAGAUAGACUCAUGUGGCAUCUCAGACAGGUGUUUGCCCAACUCGUGUGAGCACGGUGGGGAAUGUUCUCAGUCUUGGAGCACCUUCUACUGUAACUGCACCAACACAGGGUACACAGGAGCCACUUGCCACAGCUCUGUCUAUGAGCAGUCGUGUGAAGCCUAUAAGCACCGAGGCAAUGCUUCUGGAUUUUACUACGUAGACUUAGAUGGAAGUGGGCCUCUGCAAGCAUUUCUCCUCUACUGCAACAUGACGGAAACGGCAUGGACCAUCAUACAACACAAUGGCUCUGACUUAAUGAGAGUCAGGAACACUCAUUCCGAGAACCCACACACUGGGGUUUUUGAUUACGCGGCUAGCAUGGAACAGCUGCAGGCAUCCAUUAACCGUGCAGAGCACUGCCAACAGGAGCUUGUGUAUUACUGCAAGAAAUCACGGCUUGUCAACCAGCAAGACGGAAGCCCUCGGAGCUGGUGGGUGGGAAGAACCAAUGAAACACAGACCUAUUGGGGAGGUUCCUUGCCUGUGCCUCAAAAGUGCACUUGUGGCUUGGAAGGGAACUGCAUCGAUGCUCAGUAUCACUGCAACUGUGAUGCGGAUCGGAGCGAAUGGACCAAUGACACUGGAUUUCUCUCCUAUAAAGAACAUCUGCCAGUUACUAGGAUAGUGAUUACUGACACAGGACGUCCCCAUUCAGAAGCUGCAUAUAAACUGGGACCUCUGCUCUGCCGGGGAGAUAGGCCAUUUUGGAAUGCAGCUUCUUUUAAUACAGAAGCUUCCUACCUCCACUUCCCCACACUCCAUGGAGAACUCAGUGCUGAUGUGUCCUUCUUCUUUAAGACCACAGCCCUCUCUGGGGUGUUUUUAGAGAACCUGGGAAUCAGUGAUUUCAUACGAAUAGAACUACGCUCACCCACAACAGUAACCUUUUCAUUUGAUGUGGGGAAUGGACCGUUUGAAAUCUCAGUGCAGUCACCCACUCACUUCAACGAUAACCAGUGGCAUCAUGUGAGAGUUGAAAGGAACAUGAAAGAGGCAUCACUCCAGGUGGAUGAGCUCUUGCCAAAGAUACAAGCUGCUCCCACUGAUGGUCAUGUCCUCUUACAGCUCAAUAGUCAACUUUUCGUCGGUGGGACCGCCACCAGGCAGAGGGGCUUCUUAGGAUGCAUCAGGUCUCUUCAGUUGAAUGGGAUGGCUCUGGAUCUAGAAGAAAGGGCCACAGUGACCCCUGGGGUGCAGCCAGGUUGCAGAGGCCACUGUGGUAGCUAUGGAAAGUUAUGCCGCCACGGAGGGAAGUGCAGGGAGAAGCCCAGUGGUUUCUUCUGUGAUUGCUCUUCCUCUGCCUAUGCAGGACCAUUCUGCUCCAAUGCGAUUUCUGCAUAUUUUGGAUCUGGGUCUUCUGUGAUUUACAAUUUUCAAGAAAAUUAUUCUUUAAGUAAAAAUUCCAGUUUCCACGCAGCUUCAUUCCAUGGCGAUAUGAAGCUGAGCAGAGAAAUGAUCAAAUUCAGUUUCCGAACAACAAGGGCGCCAAGCUUGCUACUGUAUAUGAGUUCCUUUUAUAAAGAGUACCUCUCAGUUAUCAUUGCCAAAAAUGGAAGUUUGCAGAUAAGGUACAAGCUAAAUAAGUAUCAAGAGCCUGAUGUUUUCAGCUUUGACGUUAAGAGCAUGGCAGAUGGGCAGCUUCACCACAUAAAGAUUAAUAGAGAAGAAGGAAUGGUCUUUGUGGAGAUUGAUGAGAAUGCACGGAGACAAACCUACUUAUCAUCAGGCACAGAAUUCAGUGCAGUCAAAUCUCUGGUAUUGGGCAGAAUGCUGGAGUACAGUGAUGUUGACCAAGAGACAGCACUGGCUGCAGCCCAUGGCUUCACAGGCUGCCUCUCUGCAGUACAGUUCAGCCAUGUUGCACCUCUGAAGGCUGCACUGCACCCUAGUCACUCAGCCCCUGUCACUGUGACAGGGCAUGUGACAGAGUCCAGCUGUGUGGCCCCUGCUGGCACUGAUGCCACAUCGAGAGAAAGGACACAUUCAUUUGCAGAUCAUUCUGGAACGAUGGAUGACAGAGAGCCUCUCACACGUGCAAUCAGAAGUGACUCUGCAGUAAUUGGAGGUCUGAUAGCUGUUGUGAUCUUUAUCUUGCUUUGUGUCUCUGCCAUAGCUGUUCGCAUUUAUCAACAGAAAAGGUUAUACAAAAGAAAUGAAGCAAAAAGGUCAGAGAACGUAGACAGUGCCGAGGCUGUUUUGAAAAGUGAGCUUCAUAUCCAAAAUGCAGUCAGUGAAAGUCAGAAAGAGUAUUUCUUCUGAUUGGCAGCAAUCCUGUAACUUGCAAGGAUGAGUUCAUUUUAAUAGCCAGGGGCUCUCGGUGGACAAGAACUGCUCUAACCCUGACCGUACAGGCGAUGGAUCUGCAGCACAGCCAUCUUGCCAUGUCCAGGCUCGGGAUGGCUCCAGGCAGCCUCCUCCAGUGAUGUGCUUCUAGCAUCUUUCUACUUAAGAAGGGAGGUAGCUAUUGGUGCCCCUUUCCAACUUCUGCACACGAUCAAAGCCAAGUUUAACUCACAUCACAACUAUGGUUUUUAAAUGUGGAAAUGGUAGCCCUUCUCUUCAUUCUGUAAAACGUGAGUUUUGUUAGACGUAAGAAAUCAAAAUUGGACUAUAAUGGCCUUGCUUUACUAGAGACCACAUGUCCUGUUUGCUUUUGUCUUCCCAUGGUGUUGUUCAUGAGCCUGGAAAUGCUUCUGAGAUUCUUUUUGGCUGGUGUUCGCAUCUUCAGUGGCCAAAAGCCCCCCUGCCUCUCUCUGUAUUACAUUCAAUACAUCAAUAAUCUGGAAAAAUGUUUUCUUGUCUUUGGCUUGUUUGUAAUGCUCUUUUUCUAUUUGACCUCUUUCUGAUACUUUUUAAUGCAUUUCAUUUUGGUUGUCUAACUUUUAACUCUGAACAUGCAAUUCCUAUAUAAAAAGCCUUGGAAAGUAUGGUGGUUGUCAGUAUGUAAUGUCAUGCC